AUGAGGACCGUGCUCAUGGUUGCAGAAAAGCCAUCCUUGGCCCAGUCUAUUGCUAAAAUCCUCUCUCGAGGAAACAUGUCCUCACGCAAAGGGCUGAACGGAACAUGCUCAGUGCACGAGUACACAGGGACUUUCGCUGGCCAGCCCGUCCGCUUCAAGAUGACAUCUGUCUGUGGUCAUGUGAUGACCUUGGAUUUCCUGGGAAAGUACAACAAGUGGGACAAGGUGGACCCUGCAGAGCUGUUCAGCCAAGCCCCAACAGAGAAGAAGGAAGCUAACCCCAAGCUGAACAUGGUGAAGUUCCUGCAGGUGGAAGGCAAAGGCUGCGACUACAUCGUGCUGUGGCUGGACUGUGACAAGGAAGGGGAGAACAUCUGCUUUGAGGUACUGGAUGCCGUGCUGCCCAUCAUGAAUCCAACCCACGGUGGCGAAAAGACGGUGUUCCGGGCCAGAUUCAGCUCCAUCACGGACACGGACAUCUGCGCCGCCAUGGCCCGCCUGGGCGAGCCCGACCAUAACGAGGCGCUGUCGGUGGAUGCCCGGCAGGAGCUGGACCUGCGCAUCGGCUGCGCGUUCACCAGGUUUCAGACUAAAUACUUCCAGGGAAAAUAUGGCAAUCUAGACAGCUCCCUUAUCUCCUUUGGACCAUGUCAAACCCCUACCCUGGGCUUCUGUGUGGAGAGACACGAUAAAAUCCAGUCCUUCAAACCAGAGACCUACUGGGUGCUACAGGCCAAGGUUAAUGCCGAAAAAGACAGAUCUCUUCUUUUGGACUGGGACCGAGUGCGAGUGUUUGACCGGGAAAUCGCACAGAUGUUUUUAAACAUGACAAAGCUGGAGAAGGAAGCCCAGGUGGAGGCCACAAGCCGGAAAGAGAAGGCCAAGCAGAGGCCCCUUGCCCUGAACACUGUGGAGAUGCUGCGAGUAGCUAGCUCUUCUCUGGGCAUGGGGCCACAACAUGCCAUGCAGACUGCCGAGCGGCUCUACACGCAAGGCUACAUCAGCUACCCGCGGACUGAGACCACCCACUACCCUGAGAACUUUGACCUGAAGGGCCCUCUGCGGCAGCAGGCCAACCACCCCUACUGGGCCGACACGGUGAAGCGGUUGUUAACAGAAGGUAUCAACCACCCACGGAAAGGCCAUGAUGCUGGUGACCAUCCCCCCAUUACCCCCAUGAGGUCUGCCACAGAGGCUGAAUUAGGCAGUGAGGCGUGGCGGCUCUAUGAGUACAUCACCAGACAUUUCAUUGCCACAGUUAGCUACGACUGCAAGUACCUUCAGAGCACCAUUUCCUUCCGUAUUGGUCCUGAGCACUUCACCUGCACAGGGAAGACCGUCAUCUCUCCAGGCUUCACGGAGAUCAUGCCCUGGCAGAGUGUGCCUCUGGAGGAGAGCCUGCCCACCUGCCAGAGGGGCGACACUUUUGCUGUGAGUGAAAUAAAGAUGCUGGAGAAGCAGACGAACCCACCCGACUACCUGACAGAGGCCGAGCUCAUCACACUCAUGGAGAAGCACGGCAUUGGGACAGACGCCAGCAUCCCCGUGCACAUCAACAACAUCUGCCAGCGCAACUACGUCACUGUGGAGAGCGGGCGCCGACUCAAACCCACCAACCUUGGCAUCGUCCUGGUGCAUGGCUACUACAAGAUUGAUGCAGAGCUGGUACUCCCCACCAUCCGCAGUGCAGUCGAGAAGCAGCUGAACCUGAUCGCCCAGGGCAAAGCUGACUACCGCCAAGUUCUGGGCCACACCCUGGAUGUCUUCAAGAGGAAGUUCCACUACUUCGUGGACUCCAUCGCCGGCAUGGACGAACUGAUGGAGGUGUCUUUUUCACCCCUGGCGGCCACGGGCAAGCCCCUCUCCCGCUGUGGGAAGUGCCACCGGUUCAUGAAGUACAUUCAGGCCAAGCCCAGCCGCCUGCACUGCUCCCACUGCGACGAGACCUACACCCUCCCCCAGAAUGGCACCAUCAAGCUCUACAAGGAGCUCCGGUGCCCACUGGAUGACUUCGAGCUGGUCCUGUGGUCCUCAGGCUCUAGGGGCAAGAGCUACCCACUGUGCCCCUAUUGCGCCAAUCACCCGCCCUUCCGAGACAUGAAGAAAGGCAUGGGCUGCAAUGAGUGCACACACCCCACCUGCCAGCACUCGCUUAGCAUGCUGGGCAUCGGCCAGUGCGUGGAAUGCGAGAGCGGCGUGCUGGUGCUGGACCCCACCUCAGGCCCCAAGUGGAAGGUGGCCUGCAACAAGUGCAAUGUGGUGGCGCACUGCUUCGAGAAUGCCUACCGCGUGCGGGUGUCCGCCGACACCUGCAGCACCUGUGAGGCUGCCCUGCUGGCUGUGGACUUCAACAAGGCCAAGUCCCCGCUCCCAGGUGAUGAGACACAGCACACGGGCUGCGUCUUCUGCGACCCCAUCUUCCAAGAGCUAGUGGAGCUGAAGCACGCGGCCUCCUGCCACCCCAUGCACCGUGGCGGGCCAGGAAGGAGGCAGGGCCGGGGGCGGGCCCGGGGCCGUCGGCCCACAGUGAAGCCCAGUGCCAGGCGGCCAAAGGACAAGAUGUCAGCCCUGGCUGCCUACUUUGUAUGA
Messenger RNA from Puma concolor (puma), 2589 nucleotides. The record is from RefSeq and is a predicted model, not a curated record. Lineage: Eukaryota; Metazoa; Chordata; Mammalia; Carnivora; Felidae.